AUGGCAGAAGCAGCGCGUGAAGGCCCUUUGGGAACCAACUCGACCCGCCAGCUGUCGACAACAGUGCAGGACCUUCGAGACAAUCGACUUGCCAUGAGCUCCAAGAAAGGGUACCACAGCGGCAUCAAUCAGGUCGUCAUAUGGCUUCAUUCGUCCGGUCCCUCGAACAUGGUCAAUGACGACGGUUCGAUCAACCUCAACGAGUUUGGUUACGCUGAAUUCACAGAGUUUGUGCUGUACAAGUACAAACACGCAAAAGUCUCUCUGUCAACACUUUCUGGUUAUCGUUCUGCGAUAAAGGACUACUACAACCGACUCAAUGUGCCGCUUCCUGCUGGCUUUGCCAACGAUGCCACGGUCAUCUUUCAAGGAAUCCGCAGACUCUGCGCAAGCGAGACCCAAUCUGGCGCAAUCAAACCAGGUGGGAAGCAGCCCCUACGUCACCACCAAUAUGUCGUCCUUUGUAAGGAAAGUCUCUCAAAGUUCGACUCUGGUUUCACGCACCUGUUUCUCAUCUUGACGUGGAACCUCAUGUGCCGAUCGAAAUCGACUUCGACUGUGCUCGAAGACCGACCAGGGAGGCACGAAGCGGCGUGA
Aphanomyces astaci is the source of this 597-nucleotide messenger RNA. RefSeq lists its product as hypothetical. The transcript is spliced from 3 exons. Lineage: Eukaryota; Oomycota; Saprolegniomycetes; Saprolegniales; Verrucalvaceae. Bases 1 to 597 code for a protein of 198 amino acids. The record is from RefSeq and is a predicted model, not a curated record.